CAUGACCAUUUCGGUUUAUUUUUUGCUAGCACUUUUAUACUAAAUUAAAUAUCAAAUUGCUUGGUCAAUCUCAAAGUAAAAGGAAAAGGCUUAUUAUUUUUUUUGCCCAACUGGGGAAAGCCAAUCAGACAAAGUUUAACCCCAAGGCCUUGGAAAAAGAGAAAAAAGAAAAAAAUCGCAAUUUUUUUUAUCGAUCAACGAUCACUCCGCUACAUUAUUUUACUUCUUUCUUUUCUCUACUCCACGUACCACGUCCCUUUUGCCGUAUCAUACAUUCUAUCGACACUUUUUGCCUUGCCGAGAGAAAUCCAAUGGCGAAUUUCUUUGUCUUUCGAUGGGGGCGACGAACCAUCCUGCUAUUAAUUGCCAUCAUUUCGGCUUCCGUAUAUCUACUGAGUUCCCUAUCGUCUUACUCCUAUGAUUCUUAUACUUCAUUUACAACAUGUCAUCAACCACGAUCAGAACCCGAGGACACCCUUUCAGGGUCCACCAAUGCAUCUGAAGUCAUUCAAUACCGUUACAUCAAUCUAAACCACUUGAAUGCCUCGGAACAUGCCAAAGAAAACGGGGAACAUCUUCUCGUACUGACGCUUGUCAACAAUAACGACGCCCAGCAUUUGGAGCAAUACUUUCGACUUUUAGAUAAAACGACGUAUCCGAACCAGUUAAUAUCUGUGGGCUUGCUUGUGUCGAAUGCGAACGAAGCGACGAUGGAUACUGUCCAGCGAGUGAUUUACAAAGUGAAGAAUCGAUGGUUCAACCACUUUUACGAUGUGACAGUGUAUCAGCGCGAUUUUCCCAUAGAUACCACGGUUGGAGACGAUGCCGAUCUGGCAAUGGUGGCCUACCAACGAUCGAUCGUUGCCAAAGCACGAAACUAUCUACUCACCGCAGCAUUGAAAGAGUAUCACAGUUGGGUGGCGUGGAUCGACCUUCAUGUCGUACAAUAUCCGACUUCUAUUUUUAACGAUCUGAUGAGCACCAAUGUUGAUGUGAUUGUACCCAAUUGCUUGCUUUUACGGAAGGACGGUGCAUUUUGGGGUUUUGAUCAUAACAACUGGGCUGAAACCGAUGCAAGUAUCCAGAUGGUGAACGACAUGCAAGACGAUCGCAUUCUUAUGGAAGGAUACGAAGUGACCUCGGUAUCCACAGGUCGAAUGAAGAUGGUUGACAUGCCAACGCAUCUGGGAUUAAAAUACAAGGUACGCUUGGACAGUGUUGGAGGCACUUUCACGCUGGUCAAAGCCACUGUGCACCGACAGGGCGCCAUCUUCCCUCCUUUCCCAUUCCGUCACGCUAUUGAUACAGAAGGUUUUGGACAAAUGGCCAACGCCAUGGGUUUCGAUGUCUAUGGCAUACCCGGCUACCGUAUCUACCAUAGUUAAAAAACCACAUCGUAUCAUCUUUUGAUUUCCAACUUUUUUAUCAUUUACCACCCCUUCUACACAGGGGCGGACACACACACACACAUACAUACACACACGCAUACAUGCAUAGCCAAAGACAAAGACAAAGACAGACCCAGCGUAUCAGAUACCAAGAAUAGGUGCUUUAUAGAACUGAUCCGUCCCUGUAUCAUCAUUUAAAAAAAAAAUUGAUCCAAACAGGAAUGUCAUUGAAUAAAAUUCCAUCAUCCUAUCAUG
Radiomyces spectabilis is the source of this 1643-nucleotide messenger RNA. RefSeq names its product Anp1-domain-containing protein. Gene Ontology annotation, cellular component: mannan polymerase complex. The coding region runs from base 312 to 1385 and encodes 357 amino acids. The record is from RefSeq and is a predicted model, not a curated record. The transcript is spliced from 2 exons. Gene Ontology annotation, biological process: cell wall mannoprotein biosynthetic process; protein N-linked glycosylation. Lineage: Eukaryota; Fungi; Mucoromycota; Mucoromycetes; Mucorales; Radiomycetaceae. Gene Ontology annotation, molecular function: alpha-1,6-mannosyltransferase activity.